AUGCGUCCCGGGACGUCGAGGGUGCCCUGGACGCUGUCCUGGGGGAUUCUGCUCUGCGCCGCGGGGUCCGCGAGUUCCACGAGCUCGGGGGACUCGGUGCCGGAUGGAGUCUGCUGGGCUUUGAACAGAGAAGAACCCGGCUGCAGCCAGGUGAUACAGGUGGAUGUGAGCCGGGCUGAGUGCUGUGCCUCUGGGAGCACGAAUUAUGCCUGGUCCAACUCUAACCACACCUUGACCCAGUUAGGCCUGGUGAAUUACCUGGGUGAGCUCUCGUGUAAACCAUGCAAAGAUUCCUGCGACGGCGUGCGGUGCGGCCCGCACGAGGAGUGCCGCAUGCUGAAAGGCUUCCCGACCUGCGUGUGCGCCCCCAACUGCACGGGGCUCCAGGCGAACGUGUCCGUGUGCGCCUCGGAUGGCAAUACCUACCGGGACGAGUGCGAGCUGUUGCACACACAGCAAUGCCGCGGGCACUCGGAAGUGCAACUCAUGUAUCGCAGCAGCUGCCAAGUGUCCUGCGAGAAUGUGGUGUGCGAGCCUCCGCUGUCGUGCCUGACCGAUGUUUCCGGCCGAGCAUACUGCGUGACCUGUGGACGCCGGCCCUGCCCCAUACCCACCGUUCCCGGCCACGAGGUUUGCGGUAAAAACAACGUCACCUACCUCUCCCCGUGCCACCUGCGCCGAGCCACCUGUCUCCUGGGCCGUUCUAUAGGCAUUCGCCACCAGGGCAGAUGCAGAGACCUGGGAACCCACCACCGGGGAGCCACCGAUCCCUGGGGAGCCAACGUCCACCGUGUACUGAGAUGAGGAGAAAAACUUCGUGUGAGCCGCUGGCGGCCGGGUCUGGCACGUGAGGCCGGCCUUCAUCUAUUUAUUGCUACAGAAUCAGAAUCUAAUUUAUGUCCCCUCCCCCCUUUCCACCCCCCACUCCCUGUACCUGGCCUGGGAUCCCCAAGCACCAUGACAAAGGAUGACAAAGGAUGGAGGGAAGGAAGCCUAAGAAGGGACGAUGGAAGUGCGGCCUGCCGGAAAUACCCAAUCUCCAUCCCUGGGACCUGAUGCCCAGAGGACCCUAGGGUGCUUCUGCCCCCCUUGGGGAUGGCUAUUAAUUAUUCCCACCACCAGCAAGAGGGUGCCCUGAAGGUUCUGAUCUGUACCAAGGGUCUGUUUGCUGUUCUAGCCCUGACUCAGGCCCUAGGUGAAAUAUUGAGGGAUCAGGUCCUUCAUAAUGCCCUCCUCACCCUGAACUCCAGGUUCUUGACCUCCCACUACCUCUAUUUACCCUCUAUAUCCUCAAGAGAUGCUCAGUGUAUCCUUCCAAGCUGGGGUCCCAUCUGUGCCUACUGACGAAGGCCUGAUUUGGCCACAGAACUGCCCAAGGGCUUCCUUAAUCCCCCUCCCCAUUCACCUGGGGAUUAGAUGUGGGUGGUCAGCACAGGGUGCUGUCCAGUGGUGCCAAGUCUCCUUAAGGUGAGGCCUGAGGUGUGAUGUGGAUACCAGGGCCUGCUGCACAGGACAUCUUGGAGAAGCCCUUGCUGCUAUCCUCAGGCCUUCACACCAGUCCCCACAUUGCCCACCAGUCCAGCUGUGAGUGGUCGUCCCAGCCUGGUGCUGUUCUGAGCCUGUUCUGUGAGAUUCCUAACCUUCUAUCCAGACAGCGCUGUUUCCCAGAAUCACCCUCUUGUGCCUUCCUGAAGACCACAGGCUCAGACCCAAUAGGAGGAAGACCACCCCCUCCCCAGAUCAGGGUGAAAAGUUUCCACCCACCCCCUCUAGCUCCAGGCCACACUUUUUUUUUGGAGGGGUCGGGUCAUAUGGC
This is a messenger RNA of Dipodomys ordii (Ord's kangaroo rat), 1816 nucleotides long. RefSeq names its product follistatin-like 3 (secreted glycoprotein) (gene Fstl3). The record is from RefSeq and is a predicted model, not a curated record. Gene Ontology annotation, molecular function: activin binding; protein binding. The coding region runs from base 1 to 804 and encodes 267 amino acids. NCBI's taxonomy places the organism in Eukaryota, Metazoa, Chordata, Mammalia, Rodentia, Heteromyidae. Gene Ontology annotation, biological process: regulation of BMP signaling pathway; cell differentiation; multicellular organism development. The transcript is spliced from 5 exons.